This is a messenger RNA of Galdieria sulphuraria, 1061 nucleotides long. RefSeq lists its product as uncharacterized. The coding region runs from base 38 to 1024 and encodes 328 amino acids. The transcript has a single exon. Lineage: Eukaryota; Rhodophyta; Bangiophyceae; Galdieriales; Galdieriaceae. Gene Ontology annotation, cellular component: nucleus; Smc5-Smc6 complex. The record is from RefSeq and is a predicted model, not a curated record. Gene Ontology annotation, biological process: DNA repair.
UCCCUUUUUUCUAUUGCCCAUUUGAUUGGUUUUGAAAAUGACCGGACCCAGCUUGGAUACCGGAAGGAGUCUUCACUUAACGGAAAGGGCUGAUUUGUUGAAUGAGAUAGUGGAACACCACAAAAGGGUUGACUCGGAAUUAGGAGAAUUCGAAGACCCUGACUCGACUUUGAUUGAUAAGAGGAUGACGGAGAAUGAACAGUUACGAACGCGUUCUACUGCACCCCAAGGACAAGUAUUAUUGAGUGGGGCUUUUCUAUUAUUUGCAAGAAGUGCAGCAACAAGAGCAGAGAAAAUUUCGGUAACUCACCAAGAAUUUACUUUGGAAAUGAUUAUCCGACGACUAAAAGCGUUGAACAAGUGUUCCGGUCCAAGUAGUGGUUCCAACUUGAACGGCUAUGGCGAAGAACAGUCUCACUAUGAUGAAGAUAACUUUGAAAAUGUUGCAAUUGAUUGGAAGCAAUUGGGUAAACAGCUUGCAAGGUUUUAUCGAAUUCCCCCUUCCGUUGCGUUUGUUCGAGGACCCAUCAGAGCUCCGCCCAAGCUUCCUAGGACACGUAGUCGACUGGAAGGCAGCGCAAGGGAAGAGAAGCGGAUGCGUCAGACAGAUAAUUACCUUGUUCAACGACCAACUUUGGUGGAUCCCAAUGAAGGUCUUGGCCAGAUAGAGACUGACAAGAAGGUUCAAGAUAUGUGCAGAGCUAUUCGUGCACAAGAAGAAUCAAGUUUCUUUCAACUUGUAUUGGACAAAUCUUCGUAUGCAAAGACAAUUGAAAAUAUUUUUCAUCUUUCGUUCCUUAUCAAAGAUGGACAAGUAUCCAUAGCGGAGAGAAAUGGGGUACCAUGGGUCAAGUAUAUGGACCCGAAGAGCUCACAACUUGAAUCCAAUCAAAGUGAUAAACCAAAUACAUCGUCGGCUCCACUACGAACUGGCACUACACCGUCACAAUUACAGUUUGAAAAUGGUCAACUUAUUCUUAGUCUCGACUACGAAACUUGGGAAGCAUGGAAAAAAUGUUUGUAGCAACUGCAUUGUUCUUAUUUCAUCCACUUUGUUCUAU